Miscanthus lutarioriparius is the source of this 1782-nucleotide messenger RNA. Lineage: Eukaryota; Viridiplantae; Streptophyta; Magnoliopsida; Poales; Poaceae. The record is from the annotation of a GenBank genome assembly.
AUGGAAGCAGCAAAUGAGGAAAGGCCACUGAUUCAUUACCUAUCUCCAGAGGAUGAUGCUUCACAAUAUACUAGCGACGGAACGCUUGAUAUUAACGACCAGCCUGCUCUGAAGCAACGCACCGGGAACUGGAGAGCAUGCUUCAUGAUUUUAGGUACCGAGUUCACGGAAUCCCUGGCAUUUUUCGCUAUCGCAAAGAACCUAAUCACCUAUCUCAUGAGUGAGCUCCACGAGCGCAAUGUGGAUGCCGCCAGGGAUGUCUCUACCUGGAUCGGCAGUUGCUUCCUCACACCGGUUAUCGGAGCCUUCUUGGCCGACACAUAUUGGGGAACAUACAAGACGAUAGUAGUGUUCCUCUUGGUCUACACCGUUGGGAUGCUCACUCUGACGGUUUCUGCAUGCCUCCCCUUCGCCAUGAUGGAUUCGCCACACAACGGCGUAAUUCAUCGUGCCACAGCAUACCUGGGGCUCUACCUUGUUGCCCUAGGCACUGGAGGCAUUAAGCCCUGCACAUCAUCCCUUGGGGCCGAGCAAUUUGACGGCACCGACAUGACGGAGCGGGUGACCAAGGCUUCCUUCUUUAACUGGUACUACUUCUCCAUCAACAUCGGCUCACUGCUGUCAGGGACCGUGAUCGUUUUGAUGCAAGAAAACAUUGGGUGGGGAGUCGGAUUUGCCAUGCCGAUGGUGUUCAUGGUGCUUGGCCUAGCGGUGUUUGUCGCCGGUCGGAAGGUGUAUAGGUACAAGAAACUGAGUGGGAGUCCUUUGACAAGGGUAGCCCAGGUGGUGGUUGCAGCUGUGAGGAACUGCCAUCUCGAGUUGCCUGAGCAUACGUCAGCGUUGCACCAUGAUACGCCUUCUGCAAUCGAGCCAAAUUUCAAGACUGAGGCUGCGAGACAGUUCAGAUUCUUUGACAAGGCUGCCAUAAUAUUGCCCUGGACUGGCGAGAAGGGUACAGCAGCACCGACGAGCCCAUGGAGAGUCUGCACGGUGUCCCAGGUGGAGGAGCUGAAGAUGCUGCUCCGGAUGUUGCCGGUCUGGGCAACCAUGGUGCUCUUCUUCGCCAUCACUUCGCAGAUGUCAUCGACAUUCAUUGAGCAGGGCGCGGCCAUGGACAACCGCGUCGGCCCAUUCACCUUUCCUCCGGCGUCCCUGGCAACCUUCGAGGUAAUCAGCGUCAUGGUCUGCAUCCCCGUCUACGACGCCGUGCUGGUGCCGCUGGCCCGGCGUGCCACUGGCAACGACCGCGGCCUGUCACAGCUGCAGCGGCUCGGUAUCGGCCUCGCACUGUCCGUGUUCGCCAUGGUGUACGCGGCGCUGCUCGAGGCGAGGCGACUGGUCCUCGCGCAGGACAACAUGCCGGCAAUGAACAUCAUGUGGCAGGCACCGGUGUUCGCCGUGCUCGGCGCGGCGGAAGUGUUCGCCACCAUCGGCAUCCUCGAGUUCUUCUACGACCAGUCGCCGGACGGGAUGAAGAGCCUUGGCAACGCGUUCGCGCAGCUUUCCAUGGCGGCCGGGAGCUACCUUAACUCGGCUGUGCUCGGCGCUGUCACGGCGACCACGGCGCGCGGCGGGGAGCCCGGGUGGAUCCCGGACGACUUGAACGAGGGUCAUCUGGACUAUUUCUUCUGGAUGAUGGCUGCUCUGGGCACGGUGAACCUGUUGCACUUCUUGCACUGCUCCAUCCGAUACAGAGGCAACAACAACAGCACAGCUUCUUGUGACUUCAGCACGCACGGGACAACUAAAUGCCUGGAAGCCCAACCGAGUAGAAUAGAGUAA